Messenger RNA from Acaromyces ingoldii, 736 nucleotides. RefSeq lists its product as hypothetical. Gene Ontology annotation, cellular component: cytosol. Lineage: Eukaryota; Fungi; Basidiomycota; Exobasidiomycetes; Exobasidiales; Cryptobasidiaceae. The record is from RefSeq and is a predicted model, not a curated record. The transcript has a single exon. Bases 145 to 444 code for a protein of 99 amino acids.
CUUGCUUUUUUCUUAGUGGAGGGCGCGUCCAAAGGUCGAGAAGACUUUGCUGCAGAAAAAAAAGGUUCUCCACCCAGUUUGGUCACUCUCACUACCUUCACCUCCGCCCCCAACUUGGCCCAUCGCUAGAGAGAGAUUCGUCAGAUGACACUCUUUGCCGUAGCCGACUUCUGCCUGAUCCCCAUGGGUACCGGCUCCACCUCUGUGGGCGCCUACAUUGCCGAGUGCCAGCGGGUGCUCGAGUCGCUCAAACAGGCUGGGAGCAUCGUCACGUACGAGGUUCACGGCUACGGCACCAAUCUCGAGGGACCCUUUGAGGCCGUCUCCAAGGCCAUCGAGCUUUGCCACGAGGCAGUUCACAAGAUGGGAGUGAGUCACAGUUUCUUUCAAUCAGGUGUAGCGAUUCUGAUAUUGACUGGAGCAGGCGCCUCGCAUCGCCACUGACAUUCGCAUCGGCACGCGAGUCGAUAAAGGGCCGGACUCAGGGCAGGAGGUGUGGGAGAAGGGAUUGGGAGAGAACGAAAGGAAGAGAGAGAGUGUUCGUCGUCAUUUGGAAGCCAAGAAUGUACCAUCUGCAUGAAGUUGAGGGUAAUAUGUACAGUACAGGUAGUCGCGGUGAUCAGAGGAGUAGUCUGGCGAUUGAAUGCGACCUAGGAAAUGAGCUCGCUGCCAGCUGCGCGCUCAAUUUGUGUAAUGAGGCUCUGUGGCUCCAAAUCUCGCCUCGCUGUGGAGGACC